Molecule: messenger RNA, 990 nt
Organism: Cladocopium goreaui
Lineage: Eukaryota; Dinophyceae; Suessiales; Symbiodiniaceae
Source: the annotation of a GenBank genome assembly
GUUCCUCAGGUUCCUUCCAAGGCUUCCACCGCAGCUCUGUGGCUUAUGUGAUGUUGGUAUCUCUGCUGGCCGUGAGCUACUUCGUGUGCGUACACGCUGAUUUGAAGACGGGAAGUGCCACCACGGUGGCCAAUUUCUUGAGAAGCUCGGAAUUCCUGGAUGCCGCAACCGAUGCCCUUGCAGGGAUUAUGAAGGACACGCCUACCGCUGCAGACCGCGGUCUUUUGCGAGCUACUGUUGAGAAGGAUUUUGACGUUGCUGGCCUUGGCGGUGCCGCAAUUAUGUCAAAGGGGCAAAAGGACGCUUGGUUGACGCUUCUCAAGAAUCUGAAGCACCUGUCGCUGAAGAGUGUUGGAAACCGUCGCUUGGGAAGUGGCUUGACUCGUGUUGGGAGGUUGAGCGAAGGUCUCAAUGCCACAGAGGCGAAUGUCACAUACAAAUUUCACAGUUUUGACAGCAACCAGAAUGAGGGUACAGGGACACUAGGAAGCAAUGGCAUGAAGGACCACAGCGUUUCCGAGGUCACGGUUGUCCCAAACCCGCCAGGAUUCUCCUUCACCAUCGGCCCUCCGGUUGCUGGCAUGUAUCUCAUUGGAGGCACCCUCGAUGUUGUGGGAAGAGAUGAGCACCAGAUCAAGGGCAAGAUCCGGGCAGCCUUUGUCAACCUCCGAACUACACUCACAGGAACAUGGGAGUCUGAGAGCAACGAUAUGGACAGCGUGUUGCGCAUCCACCUGAAGGAGUUGGGUGUGAACGAGGAAUGGGUGUGGAAGCCUGACGGCAAACCGGAGAAGCUUGACAAGACAUCUGGAAGCACAGAUGGCAGCGAUGGCAAGCUAGCCGCUGUUUUACACGAGUCCCUUGCUGAGCAUCUCGACAGGAAGGAAACCCAAGAGAGUCGCUUGAUACGGGUAGCCGGAAUGUCUGAUGACUCACAUGGUGACGUCCACUGUAGGUUCACCGUUCAAGUGGACAGGCCGAUGAUUUCAU